CCUAAGACUUGCAUACAGAUUUAAUAUUUUCAACAAACAAUUCUAUUUGAUAUUUAAAAAAGUAGCCAUGGACAGAGAGGACCAAAAGUGGAUGUCUUUAAAACUGUCCAGUGUGCUUGAGGACAUUGGGGUCAGCCGUCAAAUGAUUGACAAGAGGCGAUGGACAUGGCGGAUGAUGGAGACAGUGUCCACGAUCACCUUGAGGAUGAAGGAUAAUAGCAAAGCUGCAUAUCACUAUGGUAGUCAGACUGAGGGGACAACAACAAAUGGGAUGGAAUCAGACUAUGAUACAUUGCUUUGUUGUUAUAGACAGCCUGUGAUAUUAAACUUGGGUAAGUGGCAGCAAGGGAAUUAUAAUCUCCUUGUAUUAAAGACAGAACAUUCCCCACCCCAGCAAUGCUUUCUCCAGGUAUUCAGACAUGAUAGUCCAUCGCCAGAGACACGUGAAACGCCGCCCUUUGAGAUGAAAGACAGUGAAGGAAGAGUCCUGCUGAAUAAAUCUGAAGAAGGAGUUGAGGGAGUUUAUAGAACUUGCAACCGGUCGGGUAAGUUAUUUAAACACGGUCCAUCAAGGAGCGGGCACGAAAACUAUGAUAUUGUGAUUGCCUUUUAUUGUGCCAGUCUUCCCGAGGAGUGCCAAUUUUUGUUUGAAAGACCCCGGCCCGGACACUGGCCCAGACAUGACACACUGGCCCGAGCAAGGCAGACUGGAGUGUUCCUGGUGCAACAAGGUUACACCGAGCCUCUUUUAACCAAGUGUAAACUCCCUAAGGCACUCCUUGUCAAUCCAAAUGACCCAAUCUAUCCAAAGACGAAAUGGGAAUGGAGGUUCUCAACCCCACAAAUGGAAAGACUCCUUAUGUUUGACAUGAACACUGUUCAGCUCAAGACAUAUGUGUUAAUCAAAAUAAUUCGCAAAUCAUUCUUCAAGCCAGUAUUUGAAGAUCGUCUGAGUACCUUCCACUGCAAGACAGCUAUGUUAUGGACCAUUGAAACAUUCCCAGCAGCCAUAUGGAAGGAAAAUAACCUUGUACAGUGUGUUAUUUACUGUCUAAAUACACUUCUAAGGUGGCUGAAGAUGAAGUAUUGUCCACACUACACUAUUUCUAAUGUCAAUCUUUUCACUUCAAAGCUACUUAAGUAUGAACUUAAAGUUAUUACAGGGAUGAUAACUAGCAUGAUAACCUCUGACUUGCAGUGCAUUUAUAAAAUAGAGAUGGACUCAAUUGGUGCGAGAAUGUCAGCGGAAUACGUUCAUGCCAUAAACACUGGAAAUAUGAUUUGGUUCGAAAUUGAUUUAAGUGUUAUAUCUGAUUUAGUAUCAUCAUUCACUGGACGGUUCCAGGCAGAAAUAAACUCGCUACUAGUAGAAAAUACAAGCCUCGAGUGGCAUCAAUACGUACAAUCCAUAUCUCAAGAUAUUACAAAGUUAGCCAGCAUAUCUGAGCGGGGGUCUAAUUUAGAACAAGAGUCAGCCUCUCUAUUAAUACCUCAUCGUUGCUGCACGCUUGCCUCAGUCCAAGCAUCCAGGUGUAUCCAGCAAGGAAAACCAAUCACACAGGACGUCUAUAAGUUGUACCAACGCUCCUUUGAUAAGGCCCCGUUGUCCAACAGACUAAAGGCUGCCUCAAUGUUGUUCUGCAGUGGCCAGUAUGAAACAGCAGAAAACUGCCUGACCUACUGUGAGAGCCUGCUUGGGCCAAAAGUGUGGCAAAUAUGUAGGUGCAAGGAAAGCGGAUGCAAAUUUCUAAAUUAUUUUUUUCUGUUGAAUGCCUUGAUUGAAUAUAGCACAGACAUUUUAACAAAUUGCAUUUGUUUCUGUAUAUAUCUUUCAAGACACGAAACAUUUUGUAUCCCAGAGUUUUUGCAGUAUGAAAUGUUCAAAACAAUAAGCGAGGAGGAUAGACAACAGAGACAACAGACACAGCAUGGGUUCCCUGAGUGGAUGGACAUGGUCGUAGUUGACUGUUUCCCAUUUCUCUACUACCUCCAGUUUCUCACAUACAGACAGCUUGGUCUGCAUGUCAGAUCAUUUGAAACAUACCUCAAACUUUCUAAGUACGUAUUGAAUAGCCAAGGUCAUGGUCAUGUAGACACAGCUAUGAACAUGCUGGGUGACUGUUGUGAACGGUUAGGCUGGCUUGAUCAUGCCUGGUUCUUCUACGGGAACUCACUACGACUAUAUCCCAGAAACAAUGCAGCCAACUGGCAUGUAGCAAGACUACUGCAUCGAAGAAUUGAUAACGGAUUUAGAUUGUGUCAGUAACAUGUAUAAACUGCAUCACAACUUGGACACGAAUUGAAAUCCCGUUACAUACAUGUUUUGUUUAGUUUUUUAUCACUAUAUCUAUCAUAACGGACUACAUUUAUUAGCCUUGCUGAUAAAGAUAUA
Messenger RNA from Mya arenaria, 2392 nucleotides. RefSeq lists its product as uncharacterized. The transcript is spliced from 2 exons. The coding region runs from base 68 to 2266 and encodes 732 amino acids. NCBI's taxonomy places the organism in Eukaryota, Metazoa, Mollusca, Bivalvia, Myida, Myidae. The record is from RefSeq and is a predicted model, not a curated record. Gene Ontology annotation, molecular function: protein binding.